Molecule: messenger RNA, 2962 nt
Organism: Actinia tenebrosa (Australian red waratah sea anemone)
Lineage: Eukaryota; Metazoa; Cnidaria; Anthozoa; Actiniaria; Actiniidae
Source: RefSeq, a predicted model, not a curated record
CAAAGACUACUCAAGCCGGAAGGACACGACUUCUCUCAACUCAGUUCAUUUAUCGAAAGGUUACGAAGUUCAUUUCUCGCCGCUCUACGCUCAAUAGAUCGUYGUUUGCUGUGAUGGAACAUUCAAGAGAGAAUUUUUACGUGUAUAAAUAAUUCAAGACAUUUUGGCCGUGAGGAGUGGAACAAUAUUUCGUCCACCUGGUUUUUGGCGUUUCGUGUAAAUAUUUUCUCUGGUAUACAUUACACAAAAUAUUAUCAAGRCUUAUCCAAGGACAACGGCUUAAUGUAUUUGAGACGCGGUUCAUUCAAUGAUUGCACGUACUUUCAAUCUGCUGCUGUUUGUUGAAUUAUCAUUCAAAAUAUCUGUKAAACAUUAGGAUUAUCUUCGAAAAUCAGACCCUAAUUCUGGAGUGACACUCGUUACAACAAAGUGGGUUCAGUAGCCAUAUGUCAUUAUUUUUCGAAACCUUCUAAUGUAAAAACUGUAGCGAAAAAUCAAACAGUCACGAUGGAUGUGCAGAUCUUUCGAGGCAGAGCAACGGUUCAGAAAGGACUGCUUGGCCGGCGUUUGGARAAUCGGACAGAACAUCGUUUGGCUCGCUACRCUGGAGAAGAAAAUACCAAAACGGCAGAUGUUAUGACGAGGUGUUUUGUCGCGUCUUCCGGAGAUGGUUCAGCGAAGGAGUAUGAUCCGAGGCAAAAUGUCCCCUUUGAGUACCACGCUAGAACCGAAAUAAACCCCGAAUUCAUGAGUUUGGCUGACAUUUACGAAGGAGCUCUUCGCAAAGUCCUCAACUUACAGCUCAACCUCAAGAUCGAAGAACACCCUCGUUUUCAUGACCUAACCCAUGACGUCACCUACAAAGACAAAACAUCUCCACCCAGACCUCGAGCGAUUCGUAUUGAAGACGCGAACCAAAGAGAAGAAUAUCGCCACCCAAGACGAGCCAACGAGAACGAAAACGACCCGAGGGUGACCCCCCAAGGACAUAAUGUGCUCCGAAAAGUUGGUGAACGUAGCCCUGCUGAGGGCUCGGCAUUCCAUGUCCCUUCUAAACGGCGUUACGAUGGUCAUAAUUUCACUUCCAUGGAGCGUGAGCAAGAUCUCCCGGUUGAUCGUUUUGGGGUCCCCAGCAGACAUGUUGGACCAGAUUAUCCAGGGGAAUAUAGUCCAUCACACUACCACCCUCACCUAUAUGGUCCUAGGAUGAACCAAAUUGGAGGUCCCAGACUAGGCCAUUCGUUCAUGGAACCAAGGAACGUGGUACGUGAAACGUAUUCUCGAUACUCGAGUCAUCACAGAGAAAUCCCUCCAUUGUUUCCAGUCCACUGCUCGACGUCGGAUCGCGACGGACUAACAACGGCGCGGAGUACUGAACUCGAGGGGCGCGAACUUAGAUGCCCGGAUCUUUCAAGGAUAAAUGGCCUACAUCUAAAAUAUACAAACUCGAAAAUGCCUAUCGCGAAAUUCGAACAAGAAGAAAAGGAGAAUCUUGAAGAAACUUUUAAUAGAGCAAGCAAAAGCUUAAGUAUUCAUACUUCGACUUCACCUUCGUCUCCCGGAUGUAAGUCUCCUCGUGCCGACCAUGUUCAACCGUACGGACGUCAUACGCGACCAAACUCAAACACGGCAACAAACGGCGUAGAGGACAAAAACAACGACAAGCCGAACGGAGAAAUAGACAAAGAGAAAAAACAAUCAAACGGAGAAGAAGAAGGAGAAAAAGAAGAGUUUCUAUCAAGCUUAGGUCUAGCUAAAAUAUUUUAAAAGGAUUUUUUAUUAUGACAUUAAACUAAACCUUUCCAUCGUUCUUUGCGAAAAGCGAGUUUUGCCGGAUAAAUAUACAAAAUGGCGGCCAUGUCGUUGGGCAUAAGUAGAAAGAAGCAGAGAAAUACUAGUUACUAUAAACAUCUUAAAAUUGUAAUCAGGAUUCAUUAUUUCGAUAACAUUUGGUUUGUCUCUGAUUAUCAAUUUACGAUAAAUGCUUCAUAUGGUAAAACAUAUCUAUAAGCUUAUUGUUUUCUGCCGAAUUAUUGGUUUAAAAUAUUUAGGCAGAAUACUUGCUUCUUUUUUAAACGUCUUUAAACGAGCGGAAAUCAUAUGGGGUCCGAGUUAUUCCAUUAAAAUCUAUCGCCCUCGUAUAGACAUGACGAGUAUGACCUCAGAACUUUGUAUUCAUAAAAUUCCAACUAAAAAGUCAUGUCAAUCUACGCUCUAUUCUAUCAAGAGCCAUACAUAAAACUUUCUAAAUGAUUUGUGAUAUAUACCUACUUUACAAGGCUAUACAAAUUACCAAAAACCUACGAAACAGAAACCGCUAUGGAUUAUGGGAAACAUCAUAUCAGACAAGCGAAGUUUUUGAUACAAACUGAAGCUUGAUGAUGCUCAAAGUAGGUCAAACUGUAAUUAGUCAAAUUAAAGAUGCACCAGUAGUUAUCAAGCGAAGAUGUCAUCACCUACCCAUAGCCCUUUGCGGUAUCAGCUCUGUAGUUUUGUUUUGUUAUGUUUUGUUUUUUUGACGACUAUCUCUUACUGGAAAAUGAUCAAAAAAACCAAUUGCUAUUUGCAAAACGAAUGCGAAUUACGGCGAAAGCAAACCAUAAAGGUAAGGCAUCGGAUUUUUUGCCUUCAAUUACUGCACUUUUCAUAAACAUGCGAACUCUGUGUCUCCGAGGUGAACGCUGAAAUUUGGUUUUUCGCUGCCGUCAAUCAAACCUAAUCAGUCGGUACCUUUCAUAUUUUUGGUUUACGGCAGCGAAAAAACWAAUUUCAGCGUUCACCUCGGAGACACAGAGAUCGCAUGCUUAUGAAAAGUGCAGUAAUGCAUUGUAAAGUUAAUAAGUUUAUUUAACUUGUCGUUACUUUAUAUCUAAGUAUAUAUAUAUAUUUCCAUUAUAAAAUACUUAAUAAGAAAACAACACUCAAACGUUAUAUUGAAUGCGUAAUAAAUAUAUAAAAUACA